CAGUGAUAGAAGUGACUUUUGCUGAGAAUUCCACUGAUCUCUGCCAUCUUCAUUGUUCUGUCCCAUCAAACUCAACAAUGCUGUCUUACAGUUGGGUCUACAGAGAUAAUGGCACUGACAUACUAUAUGCAAAUGGCAGCACCAUCAGUAUAUCACUAAGGAACAUGUCAUUAGGGGCAGAAUUUUUCUGCUUGGUACAAAAUCCUGCUCACAGGAACAUUGUGUCAGUACUUUUAAAGUCACUUGGUGGGAGACAAACAGAGGUACAGAAAGAGAUACAAACAGAGAUACAACCAAAGGUACAAACAGAGAUACCACCAGGGAUACAUACAGAAAUACGAUCAGAGAUUCAAACAGAGAUUCGAUCAAAGAUAAAAACAGGGUUACAAAGAGAGAUACAACCAGAGAUGCAAACAGAGCUACAUUCAGGGAUACGAACAGAGGUACAAACAGAGAUACAAACAGAGCUACAACCAAAGAUAAAAGCAGAGAUACGACCCGAGAUACGAACAAAGCUACAACCAGAGAUACAAACAGACAUACAAACAGAGCUACGACCAAAUAUAAAAACAGAGAUACAACCAAAGAUACAAAAAGAGAUUCGACCAUGGAUACAAACGGAGCUACAACCAGACAUACGAACAGAGAUACAAACAGACAUAAAGCCAAACAUACAAACAAAGGCAAAGAUUAAAGCAGGAGGAGACAUUCAGGUGAUUGGCCGUGCAGGGGAGACUGUCACACUGCAGUGCCCUCUGAAUCUACCAACAAGAAUCUCAUGGAUGUAUGAUGACAAUGGGGACAAAGUACUCCUGGCUGAAUACAGACACAAGAAGUUUAUCAGAGGGAAUAACAACUACUUCAUGAACCGCCUGGAAGGAUCUAACAGUGGAUCCGGAUUGCGGAUCAAAGAGGUGAAAAUGGAAGAUAGUGGAGUCUUCACUGCUCACAUUACUGUCAAUGGAAGUGUUAUAGACAUUAGUUAUAUUCUCACUGUGUUGGGAAGAGGAGACAUCAUUGUACAGGUAACUGGUCGUUUAGGAGAGACUGUCACUCUGCCAACCUCUCUGAAUCUGGCAACUUCCAUUGAAAGAAUCACAUGGAUAUUUCAUGACAAAGGGAAAAAAAUACACCUGGCUGAAUUCAGACACCACAAGUUUAUCAGAGGGAAUAAGAAUUAUUUCAACAACCGCCUUGAAAAAACUAAUCAUGGAACUGCAUUACAGAUCAGAGAGCUGAGAAUGGAGGAUAGUGGCAUCUUCACUGCACAUAUUCAUAUUAAUGGAAAAAAGAACGACAUUUCUUAUAUUCUCGCUGUGUUCGAACCUAUACCAACGCCAGUGAUAGACGUGACAUCUGAUGACAUUUCCAUUCAUGUCCGUCAUCUUCAUUGUUCUGUCCCAUCAAACUCAACAAAGCUCUCAUAUAGUUGGAUCUACAGAGACAAUGGUACCGAUGUACUAUAUGCAAAUGGCAGCACCACCAGUGUAUCACUGAAGAAUAUGACAUCAGGGGCAGAAUUUAUCUGCUUGGUACAAAAUCCAGCGUACAUGAGCAAUGUGUCAGUUCUUUUAAAGUCACAUGGUGGGAGGCGAACAGAGAUACAAAAAGAGAUAGAACCAGAGAUAAAUCUGAAGAUGCAACCAGCAAGGAUACAAACAGAGAUACGGCCAGAGAUACAAACAGAGAUACGACCAGGGAUACAAACAGAGAUGCGACCUGAGAUACAAACUGAUAUGCCAGCAACGAUACAUACAGUUAUACGACCAGGGAUGCAAACAGAGAUGCCACCAAUCAUACAAACAGAGAUACAACCAGCGAUACAAACAAAGAUGCCACCAAAGAUACAAACAGAGAUACACCCUGAGAUACAAACAGACUUACAAACAGGGAUACAAACAGAGAGAUACAACCAGGGAUUCAAACAGAGAUACAACCAGGGAUUAAAACAGAGAUACAACCAGGGAUUCAAACAGAGAUACAACCAGAGAUGCUAA
This is a messenger RNA of Xenopus laevis (African clawed frog), 1997 nucleotides long. RefSeq lists its product as uncharacterized. The transcript is spliced from 5 exons. Bases 78 to 1997 code for a protein of 639 amino acids. The record is from RefSeq and is a predicted model, not a curated record. NCBI's taxonomy places the organism in Eukaryota, Metazoa, Chordata, Amphibia, Anura, Pipidae.